Schistosoma rodhaini is the source of this 5817-nucleotide messenger RNA. The record is from the annotation of a GenBank genome assembly. NCBI's taxonomy places the organism in Eukaryota, Metazoa, Platyhelminthes, Trematoda, Strigeidida, Schistosomatidae.
AUAAAUAAAAUGGAAACUAGUUGUGUCAAAAAUCGUCAGUGUUCACGGGUCAAUAUCAUAUAUAAUUCGAUAGUUUUGUUUGACAUCACGCUCACUUUAAAGCCGCUCUGUGUGGAUGAGACAUGCUUCAGUCUGCAAAUGUUCAUUCUCUUGCUUUGUCCAAAAUCAUUAAGCCGGACAAAAAGCCGGUCACCCCAUUAGAAGAAGAAAUUGCUCAAGCGAUUAUAGACUUACAGAUUCAUGAUGACUGGUCUGACACCAUGAAGCUUCUGUACUUUUGUGAAGCAAAAGAAAUGACUAUAGGUAAAGAAAAGGCGGUCGUUAUAUAUGUACCUGUUCCACAACUACGGACAUACCAGUUUAUACAUAACAGACUCGUAGGCGAGCUCGAGAAAAAGCUCCGUGGUCCUCAUGUUGUGCUGUUGGCUUUCCGAAGAAUCAUUGCAAAGCCUAAAAGAAAUUGCAAAUUUAAUCCGAAGCAAAAGCGUCCUAGAAGUAGGACCCUAACAGCUGUGCACGAAGCUAUAUUGAAAGAUCUUGUCUACCCUGCUGAAAUUGUAGGAAAACGCAUUCAAGUCAGAUGUGAUGGAAGUACCUUAAUCAAAUGCCACUUGGAUGUUGCACAGAGAAACUACAUAGAACAUAAGCUCAAAACUAUCACGGGAUUAUACAAAAAGUUGACGGGUAAAGACGUCCAGAUCGAGUUUCCGGAUUGGUUUUUUCGUCUUUUUCACAGUUCUGGUUUAUUUUCAGGGUAGUACCAAUAAUCCGAAGCCAUUGUUAAUAUUUUGAGAUUCUGAUACGGUCUAAGUUUGGUGACCAAUAAAAUCAUAGGAGCAUUGGUCAGCUGUUUCACUCUAGGCCUCAAAUGGUUGUCCAACUCACACCGGUCCCUAGUCUUAUAAAUAUUGGAUAAUGUCCACAAUCCCAUGACACGGUGAAAUAUUUUCACAAAGUAUCUUCGUGAAUUGCUCGAAAAGGACACGAAAAUUUUUGUUUACAAGCUUGUCAUUGCUUCAUACUAACAUCAUGUCUUCCCAGCGGGCUGAUUCGUGCCGUAAGUGUUGUUUUUUCUAGCUGAAUGCUAUCCUACUUGGUCUGACGACUGAAAACUGUAGAACAAGUUCAACUGUAACUGUUUUUCGCACAUGUGUGAAGCGCUUGUUCUGAUUAAAAUAACUGGGGUCAUCAACGAAUAGAUGGUGUGUCAGCCAAAUCCACAUGAGCUCGGCGGACUAUUAUCUUCAGGAAACUGUGGUCAGGGGGGUUUUAAAAACCAAAGUAGGAGUCGUAGUUAUUAACCACGGACGAUUAUGCACAAAGUGCUGUGUCUUGACAAUAACAUGCGACUAAGAUAACAUGGUCUAAGUCUCGUUUUGUCCAGGAAAAUUUUCGCCAUUUGUGCCGUAUUUAUAAAAUUCAUUAUUCGUGAGUUAACAUCCACUGCCUUCACACAUAGGUCGUCUGGGAUGCAAAUAACUUCAUGUAUUUCAAGAUGAGUUGUCACUAUUGACCUCUUUUCUACUUAAGCACUUCUGUCAUCAAAAAACCAGGGUAGCAAAUGAUAAUGUGAUAGCUGAACGUCUGGUAAAUAGAGCAAGUAUAUAUAAGCGAAUCUAAUAUUUUGCGUAUAAGUACCGUUUUGGGUGUACUCCACUCUAUUAUUAAGAUGUCUACACUUGAAUCCAAACUCUAAGCUCUUGUUUCCUUAUCAAAACGACGACAUCGAAAUGUUUGUUUGCGCUUCAUUCACGUCCACUCCGCCUAGUGAGAAAGUGUAUGUUAAAGUUAAUAGAGAUGGCUAAUUAAGCGAUUCAGUCAUGUGAUAAGCUUCGACUAUUCUCGGCGACAUUCUGCCGUUGUGUUGGCUCGGUUUUCUCAAACUAGAAUACUGUACGUAAAGCGUAAUAGCUGCAGUUAGUUUUAGCAAGUUCCCUUGGAUUUUAUCUAUUCCUAGUGUUCUCCAGUACCACCAAUACAGUUGCUACUUAUACUACGCCAGUAUCCCUCUGUGCUAAUGUGAUAUGACAACCUAGACCGAUGCGCAUAAGUGCCGGCCACGUCCGAUGUUUUGAGUGUAUGAAAAUCUUUAGCAGUUCGUCUUUAUGUUCACAGCAAGCAAACAACAGAUAAAUCAGAGCGUUUAUUUCCAGACUGAAACAUGUUAUAUACAACGAGUUAUCAGUUAGUAUGUAAUAGAUUUCAAUAUUUUGUAGGAGUAAACUGUUAAAUACUAGAUUGACUUAUCCUGGCUACAUCAGCUUUCUGAGAUAGUAUGUUAGCAUAGCAUAUCUCAAGUUUUGGGGUAUAUGUGACAAGCAGUUAUCACUGACAGAUCACGGAUCUAAACCUGGCUUCACUAGUUUCAGAAGUGAACUAUUACUUGCCCUCCCAAGACUGACUGUAGGUGGAGUACGUAAGCGCAGUCUCUGCAAAUGUAUUGUUAUUUGUUACGUCCUAAUCCCUUGGUAAAUUGUUUACUGGCAUCAUUAAGUCAGUAAUGCGGAGGUCCGGUAACUUGUGUUUGGUGAAUGGCAAUAAUUCAAUAGGUGUCAUCAUCUGUCUAAACAUCGACUUCUGUGGCUUAGACAUGUGCUACGGGUGUCGUACCUGGAGAUUCCACAACGACCAAAACAAAUUGACAUGGGACUUUAGUGAACGUGGCUCUAAGUAGGAGCAGGCAGCAGUCCUGUUGUAACUUUCCUUGACUUUAUAAUUGUGGGGAACGUCUCUAACAGGAAGAGUCCUUUCAUUUUCUUCACCGAACUGCUCCCAAUGAUCUUUUUACUGAUUCACUCAUUUUUAAUUUGUCACACUUCCCUUCUCCAUCUCUUCAUAAUACCGACUUCUAAUUGUGUUGCGUAUAUAUUCCGUUGCUGCAUUGUGCCAGAAUUUGUGUUAAAAGGUGACAGGUUACUUACUUGAUUAUGAAAAGUAAGAAACAAGUGACAAUACAACACAUUUAAAGUAAUAGUCAACAUUGAUAAUUAUCUGUUAAAAAGGAAAUAAUAUGAGGGAACGAGGUUGUCGAUCAUAAAGUGAUAAUCAAUAAAAGUAGAUGAGUGACGAUCAAAGUACAGAGUGAAAUAAAAUUUAAGUUAAUGUCGUGAGUGAAUGGUAGUGGGAUUUACUCUCUUAAGUACAGUAGAGAUUUUAGACUUUCGUGUUCAAACAACAAAAAUGGAGAAGGAACAAACAUGUUUAAUCGUUGCACAAGAAAUGGAUAACCAAAGAAAAUCUCAAACAGCUAUUACGAAAGAGCAUGUUUUCAUGAAUCUUGUAUACAAGGAAGAAGAUAUUACUGUUAGACUUGGCAAAAGGAUUCCAGUAGAACUAGAAAGGAGGUUCCCACACCCCAAUUGUUGUUUAUAAGACCAGUCAGUACUCUUCAGAGGUGACUAAAUUCAUUUACGAAUUUCCGUAUAGUAAGGAAAGUAAGCACGUAAGAAAAACCAAAAGAUGAGGAUCAACAAGGCUUUCUAAUUAUGUUCAUCAAGAGCCAUAAUCGAAAGAAAUAAAAGUAUUCUCAAGUGCAGUCAGCAAACGUCUGAUAGAUAACAGGAUUCGCAAAGGCGUGGGAAAUAACUAUCAAGCAGCGGAGACCGCUUGUUUUUCUGAGGCUAUCGCCAUAAAAUGCCUUUGACUUGACGUAUGUAUACGGUAAGAAAGCGCAACUAACCCAUUGCUUGGGUGUUGAUAUCUUAAUGUUUGUCAAUUAAAUUACCUCCGUUAACUUUUUUAACUGAAAAUAUAAAAAAACCUGGGGUUUAUGUCACCUAGGUACCUUGACUAUCACUCAUUUGUUUACAAUUCAUUUUCUCUGCUAUCAUUUAUAACUUCAUACCUUUUCUUUACAUUACUUUGUUUUCAACAUAUAAAUAUCAGUCGGUCUUAACUAUUAUGUUCAAUGUGUUGUCUGUCUUCUCAUUAUGUUUCUUGUCAUUUAGAACUAAACACUACUAACUACGGUAUGUCAAACUAUUCACGUUGACAUGGGUAAGGACCUUUUUAGCUGAUGGGGAACCCUUGAAAUGUAGAGAAUUCAAGUUAUUAUGUGCCAAGUCGGAUGUGUCCUGUUCCUUUGCACGAUGAAUUUGGUUUGAGUUUUCGACCAAAGUAAGUCUGAAUUAAUAUUUUAGGUACAAGAGUUACUUGUCGGUGCAGUGCAUAGCGUCCGGUAUACAUAUGUCAAUACAUAGACUGUCUGAAACUAGUUAGUUUAUCUACUAAAUGUCUGUUAGUGCAACUUUGUUGUGAUAACAGUUUUAUGUAGUGAGAUAAAAAUCACUCACUGAGUGGUGGUGAGCUUGAAAGGAAUUUGAAGUAAGCACGAUACUGUGUACAUUACCAGCCGUAUGAUGCCUACUUUUCACCUCGUUUGAAAUUCCUCAGUCACAUGACAGCAACUACACAAGUAGACAGCUCCUGCUUUAACAAUAAAAGAGUAAAAUUCAAUUUUACGGCACCAUAAAUUGAUAUUAAUUUUUAAGUGACAUCUAAAGAAGAAUUAUAGUAUAUUUGUCCACAAUAAGCCUAAGAUUGUCUGGUACACGUGCAUGGAAAGCUGUUGUAUUUCAUGUCAUGUCUAUUUUGACUUCAUCUGUUCAUGAAUGACAGUCGAAAAUUCUAUUGAAAAAACUUUAAGUCGUGCUAUAUCCUCAGGCAAAUGACACUGAUCAAGGAAUGUAACUACGAACUUUCUUGACAUCCAUGAAUACAAUAAUAUACGGGUCUAAUCUGCUAGCAGGAUACUCUAAAAUUGCAAAAUCUAAGCGUAUUUCAUAAAGUGAAAAUGCCUGGUAUUUAUCACUUCCCGUUUAGAUCCACAAUGUUUCAGAACUUGUUUGUAUUGAUGUCUACUUUAGCUACAGUGAGUGAGGUAAUCGGAUGUCGAUAAUUUGGUCAACCCAGAUUAGUUGACGGUCAAUAGGAUCCCGACACGAAUACAAAACGCCUGCCCAGUGUUGAAUCCGGAGAUUAAACUUGUAGAGGAUUAAUUCCUCUAUAUCUUACUCCAAUAAAUAAAUAAUAUUCCACUAACUGAAUAUUUACUGCAGGCUAAAUCUCCUAGUAGAAUUACAGGUUUACUCGAGAUUAUUCAAAAGCCUGAACACCAGUUAUAGAGAUAGUUUAUUGUUGAAGUUUGGUAAAAAUCCACAAGCGUACGGAUAGGAAGCACACCGGGAAAACAAGUGUGUGUGUGUUAAAAAUCCAUAUAUAUUUAUGAGUGUUAAUGGUUGUGGAUGAAUUAUUGAUUGUCUUUGUUUACAACCAAUGAGGGAACAGAAUAAAGAUUGAUGUGCAGACACAUGCGCUCAAUCAGACUCACACAUAAAUUUACGGUGGAUUAAAUGUUAGGAUUACAGUGAGCACACAAAAAAUACAAUAGUUGAAUGGGCUUGCAACAAACUAUUGUUAACUUCAGGGAACUAUUUAUAGACUGUAUCACAUAAAUUUUCCUUUUAUUAUAAGCCAUCAUUAGAAUUUUGGCUACUAUUCUUAAUUUACUCCGAAUCUAUUAGUCAUAAUCUUCUAUAUUCACAGCCACUUUUGUCUUGGUCCUGUAUCACCAUAUUUUUUAUUUUAUGGUGUGAUGUUGUCUGCUCUGCUUGUAUAUAGACUACGCAUAUCUAAAAUAUACUGUCCAUACAGUGGAGAGGGAUACUGCUUUUUGGACUCAACAGUGAGGGCUAGGUGAGAAGCUACUAUCACUGUUUCAUUUGCUUACGGUCUGGCCAUUCAGUAAUAAGGAUAGAAGGUCUAGUGACCUACUUUAAUCCUUGCAGUUUGUUGCACUGUGGAGGUCCAAUCUCGUCU